Molecule: messenger RNA, 3179 nt
Organism: Malaclemys terrapin pileata
Lineage: Eukaryota; Metazoa; Chordata; Testudines; Emydidae
Gene: TSPAN13
Product: tetraspanin 13
Exons: 6
Coding region: 155-766 (203 amino acids)
Cellular component (GO): membrane
Source: RefSeq, a predicted model, not a curated record
ACUGCGGGCUCGAGCUGCCACCUGCCUCGCCGCAAGGGAGAGGCGAGCGCUCGGACCGCAGGCACUAGCCUUAGGGCCCUCGCCGCUCCUGCCUCUGCUCGCUGCGUGCCCGCGGCAGCCCCGUUCUCCAGCCGCGGCCAAGGGCGCCGGCGAGAUGGUUUGCGGCGGCUUCACCUGCUCCAAGAACUGCCUGUGCGCCCUCAACCUGCUCUACACGCUGGUCAGCCUGCUGCUGAUUGGAAUUGCAGCAUGGGGUAUAGGCUUUGGCCUCAUUUCUAGUUUCCGAGUAGUUGGCGUGGCAAUUGCAGUGGGGAUCUUUCUGUUCCUUAUUGCUUUGGUUGGAUUGAUCGGUGCAGUCAAACACCAUCAGGUGUUACUCUUCUUUUACAUGAUUAUUCUCUUGCUAGUAUUCAUUGUCCAGUUUUCAGUCUCCUGUGCUUGUCUGGCAUUGAACAAAGAUCAGCAGCGCCAACUUCUAGAGGUUGGAUGGAACAACACAAAGAGUGCUAGAGAAGAUAUUGAGAGGAAUCUAAACUGUUGUGGUUUCAGAAACUUCAAUUCAAGUGAAACCUGCUCUGCUGCUUGCGUUAAAGCUAAUGACUGUUCAACAUGUGCAUCUAUAAUAGAAGAAUAUUCAGGAAUGGUACUGAGAUUUGUAGGUGGCAUAGGACUCUUCUUCAGUUUCACUGAGAUUUUGGGAGUUUGGCUGACUUAUAGAUACAGGAACCAAAAAGAUUCUCGUGCAAACCCUAGUGCAUUUCUUUGAUUGGAAAAUUUCUCAAGGACUGAAUCUUUUUCCAGUUAAAAUAUGAAUUCUCUAGCAAUUGGCACUUCUGCAUGCUAAGGAUCUGAAAGAAAAUUAUUUUCCUACAUGGAGAUGUUUGUGCUUGUCAUCUUUGGUUUCCCAAUCUUCACCUCUGCGUUCUCUGUCUGGAAAUAGAUAUAUCUAUUCUGUAGCUGAACAGAAUCUGAACAGUUCGGAGAUGGUUAAAUAAGUGUUAGAUCACAACAAUUGCUGAAGUCUACUGUUGCAAGUUAAUUUUAUUGCCUUUCUUAAUGGGUUUUUUUUUUUUUUUUUUAAACUCCAACCAAACAACAAAAAAUACAACCAACAUAUAUUCUGACAUUACCACUUUCUUGUGUGGCUUUUGUUGUUUUUUUACAAAAAACCACAUACUUUUUCAUUAAAAUGAUGCAGCUGUAUGUUGAAUGCCGGUAGGGUGAAAUACAGUAAAUUUGUUUUUCUGUUGAAUCAAUUCCCAUUCUGCUGUUUGGGUUAAAAAAUAAUAUAGAGAACAUCUGAAAUAUUAAAACUUAUCAACCCUUUAUUUCUUUUUCUUUAGAUAAAUUCAAGAUACCAUUUUAGAUCAUGGAUAUAAACAUAUGUUAACUGACUUCUGUAGGGUUUAGUUUUGACAUCUUUAGAAUUGCAUAUAAAGAGAAUAAAAACUUUUUUUCAUUUUUGUAUCUAAGCAAUUGAGAAUAAUAAUGAAUGAAGAAAACUAUGAAAAUUAACCUAUUGAUACUAAUUUUAAAAGUACUUUUAAAAAAGGAAAAACUUUCUUGAUAGGUGAAUGAACCUGGAACGAACACAAUAUCAGAAAUGGUAUUGAUCCAUUUUGUUAGUGUAACAAAUUUUGAUUUGAUGUCCAAAGAUUUCUUACAAAACUAUUUUUACAGGUAGUUUAAAUUCAUUGUUGUAAUAACUUGUAAAAGUGUGAUACUGACAUUCAUUGUCAAACCUGACCCACCUUCAUCCUUCAGUAUCUAUUUAAAAUACUUGAUUUGAAAUGUAAUUUGUAAAAAUAUCAUUGGCAUUUUUGGUAGCUUAAAAAUAAUAAUAAAAUAGUUCUUGUACAUGAAUGCUCUCUAAAACUUCAGGAGAAAUCCCUGUCCUUGACGAAGUUGUUCAUAUGCUAAAAUAGACUACACAUUAUAGACAACUGAUACACUACACUGCAGACACAUGAUUAGAAGACAUAAUCUUUGAGGUGGAUGAUGUGUUUUUUAGCAUGCACUCUUCUCUGAAUUAUAAUUAAAUGUUGUCAUGUCUUCAAUGAAGGAUUUCAGUAGAGCUGCCCCUCUUGGCUGAAAUUCCUCCUCUUCUCCUUGUAUGACACUCAACAUGAAAAACUGGGAAGAUGCCCCAAAACAAUAUUUAGGAGAGCAGCUACAGAAGAGCGCAGGCAGCACAGGUUAGAGAGUAUGAGGAAACAGGUAUAAUGUAGGUUGGGGUGGGAUUUUGAAGGGCCUUCACUGAAUAGGAGAUAACUGAACUUAGUAUAGUAAGCAGGUGCUCAGGUACAGAGGUGAUGAGACCCAUAUAGGCAGCUGUAUGCUCAGUUUUUUCUAAACUGAGAUUGCAUAAGGAUAUCUAGGGGGAGAUUUGAGAUGGGACAGAACAGAGAAGCAUUAAGAACUUCAUGUACAGAGCUGCAGAGAAGUUAUUUUGCAGUAUACAAGAGUUUUUUUUAUUCAUUCUACAGAACCCAGCACUGUGGCUACAUAUACUUGAGUGCUGUCUGACAUUUUAUCUAUUAGCUCAGGGGUGUGUGUGUGUGUGGUGGUGGGGGGGGGGUGCAUGCGCAUACUUAAAGGCAAACCUCUCUUUUUAUAAAGCACUCCAGUAACAAGGUGGAAACAGUUGUUUCUCACUCAGGCAUUGGCACCUGACAGAAGGUGGAAACAAGUGGCUUUGGGAGUCCUAUUAUGCAAAAGCAGCAUUAUAAGUUAAUAAGAUACUGUCAAGAAGUGCUUACAAUCUAAGGGUCAGUUUACACUAGGAAAAUGGCAGCAAAGCCCUCUUUCAGCUGGUACUAAACUGUUUUUGGCUUAGCUACAGCAAUAGCACAACCAUUUUAAUAGCCAUCAGCUGACUCCCCUCUGAAGUGCUGUUUUGCAGCAACAGGUUAAUUUCCUUAUGUAGCCAGACUCCAUAUUUUAGAGAGAACAUAACUAGUAAUAAAUGAGAGGAAUGCUGGGAAUGUGAAGGUUACAAUAAAAUUAUGUAGUUGCUCCCAUUUGUGAUAGAAUUGUAAAAAAACAUUCUUCAUGGUAGUGCUUUAAGUAAUGUUGCUUGCUCUUGUUGUAUUCUUCCAUAACUGUGGUGACUGAAACCCUGUAAUGAAGGUUUCCUGAGAGACUAGCAAUUUGUCAAAUCAUGAGACUUUAUCACAAGA